Dichomitus squalens LYAD-421 SS1 is the source of this 669-nucleotide messenger RNA. RefSeq lists its product as uncharacterized. The record is from RefSeq and is a predicted model, not a curated record. Gene Ontology annotation, molecular function: protein binding. NCBI's taxonomy places the organism in Eukaryota, Fungi, Basidiomycota, Agaricomycetes, Polyporales, Polyporaceae. The annotation marks the transcript as partial. The transcript has a single exon.
CACGACUCGAAGGUCACCGCACUCGUCAUCUCCUCAGAUGGGCAGUGGGUAGCGACGGCCUCCUCUGAUGCCACGAUCAUCCUCUGGGAUGCCCGAGAUGCGUCUAUCUCGCAAGAGUGGUUUGCCCAUCACAAACAGGUCCUCAGUCUUACAUUCUCACCAGACUGUCGACGCCUUGCGUCCACGGGUAGGGAUUGGAAGAUGAAUAUGUGGGGUAUUAGCCGCAGCGCACACCAAUUGGCCGCCCUCAAAGGUGACACAGCACUCUCUAGCGGCUGCGCGUGGUCCAGCAACGGUGCUUACAUCGCAUCCCGAGACGAAUACAACACGAUACAACUCUGGGACAGACGAACAUUCCAGCAGCUGCCACUCGACGGCCCCAAGACAUCAUGGCUCGAGCCCCUGUUCUCCCCUGACAGCCGCUGGCUUCUGCGCCACGUUGAUGACGAUGUUCGUCUUUGGGAUGUGGUGUCUGGCACAUACCUGCCGCUCAGACUGGUCCGACGCCUGGGAUAUGACAGAGACGAUGCACCCCACAAGGCCGCAUUCAGUCCUUCGAGUACACACCUCGCUGUCGGAUACUCGAACGGGGUAGUCCGUGCUUGGGAUAUCCGGGGGAAUGGAAGUGAUAAACUCGGGGCUGUGAAGACAAGGAUUAGAUCCGACUAG